CAAUUUUUAUACAAAAAUUCAAAAUACUCGACUUUGACUUAUUGUUUACUUAAAAUGGCGUACAUAUGUCAAAUGUAUAUUUUGACGUAGCGUUUUUCAUAUGUGGCGUAUAAAAUUAUAAUUUGUAAACAUGUUCAGUUUCUUUUGGUCAUGGACUUACAAUUAUAUUCGAUUACUUGUGAAAUGGUUUUUAAGAAAAACAACUGGUUUGUGUGAGUUACAACGAAUUUGUUAUGGCGAAGAGAUUGGGGCACCUAGAACACUUGGUGUAGAAAAAUCAUUACAUUUAUCACGAAAUACUAGUAUACAAAGUUUAAUCACAUAUUUAAAUAGUAUGAGUGAACAGUGUCGAAUUGUUGGCGAAAUGGAAAAGGAAAUUUUAAAGCAUUCGAUUUUAACGGUACUGCAAGCGAAAAAAAUCAAUCCUACGAUACACAAUCGUUUUGGAUUCUCAUUUGGUUUAUGUGUACGUUUAAUUUGGGGCUACAAACAAAUGUACCAUGAAAUCGAAAAUUUACGUACCACACAAUAUUCCAGUGAAAAUUUGGAACAUGAAGCGAAAUUAUUACAAUUGUGGCGUUUAUUACGACCAGACGAAGAACUAGAGAAUCGUAUUAGUAAACAAUGGCAAGAUAUUGGUUUUCAAGGUGAUGAUCCAAAAACGGAUUUUCGUGGUAUGGGUAUACUUGGUUUAGAGAAUUUAUUAUAUUUUUCCACUGAAUAUCCGGAUGUGGCUAAACAUGUUCUGUCACAUUCACUACAUCCAACAUAUGGAUAUGCUUUCGCAAUUGUUGGAAUUAAUAUAACAAGUUUAGCGUAUCGUUUAAUGGUCGAGGGUGAUCUACGGACGCAUAUUUAUAAUUAUAAUUAUUCGAAAUCAACACCAACGAUUAAACAUUUUCAUCAGUUUUAUUGUUAUUUAUUUUAUGAGUUCGAUAAAUAUUGGAUUGAAUCGAAACCAGCGAAUAUUAUGGAUUUUUCACGAAUAUUACAAGAAUUUGAAACGAAUAUUCGUUCAGCCUUAACGAAUUUAAGUACUGUAUUUAAAAUAAAUGUGGCUGUUGAUAAUAUUUAAUUUGCUUUUCAUUUUUUCGAGGAUAAAAUCCGAUAAUAUAGGUGACAGGGAAUCUUACGAUCAUCUCAGACGACACCACUGAAAUAUGAUGUAAAUCUGCUAUUUUGCUCAUUAGAUAGAGUUUGUUAGGUAGAGGAAUCCGACUAAAGGAAGAAGCGCUCUUACACCUUCGCUUUCAAGCAUAUCUAGUUAGUGCAGCAUGUGCGGCGAAUGAUACCUCAGUAUUACAAAAAAAAAUAUAACUCGUUCAGUUUUUCAACGCGAUAAUUAAAAAAAAAAAAAAGAAAGUAGUUUUUAAGAAAAUUACUUCGGAAAAAAUUGGAGUGUAGAUAGGGGGUUGUACAGCUAAAAAAAUGAGACCGAUUGAAGUCAAAUCCGAUGGAAACUUUACGAG
This is a messenger RNA of Chrysoperla carnea, 1469 nucleotides long. RefSeq names its product ELMO domain-containing protein 2. Gene Ontology annotation, molecular function: GTPase activator activity. NCBI's taxonomy places the organism in Eukaryota, Metazoa, Arthropoda, Insecta, Neuroptera, Chrysopidae. The transcript has 2 exons. The record is from RefSeq and is a predicted model, not a curated record. Bases 131 to 1075 code for a protein of 314 amino acids.